Molecule: messenger RNA, 1517 nt
Organism: Funneliformis mosseae
Lineage: Eukaryota; Fungi; Glomeromycota; Glomeromycetes; Glomerales; Glomeraceae
Source: the annotation of a GenBank genome assembly
UGACUAAUAACAAGUAUUCGGGUUUUGAUGCAAUAGUUUUGGGUGCUUAUAAGGAUGGGUCCUUAUCUGAGGUAGCAUCGAAAGAAAUUUCUGAAAAAGUUCAAACUAAUAUUAAACAACAGCUUCAAUAUGCUGGAGCUAAAGGAAAAUUAGGUGAAGUAAGGGUUUUAUAUGGAGUUGGUAGUGAAGAAGGGUUGCCAUCGAAAAUGGCAGUUGUUGGUUUAGGAACUAAAAAGGAUUCCCCUGAAGAAUUGAGAGAUUCUUUAGAUAAAGCCCGUGUUGCGGCAGCAGCAGGUGUUUGUACAUUGCGUGAUCAAGGAGCUAAAAAUAUCGCAGUUGAUGUUAUGACAAGUGAACAUGGAGCAUCCGAAGGUGUUACUCUUGGUCUCUUUAAACCAGAUCAGUUGAAAUCCGCUAAAAAUAAAAAAUCAUCUGUUACCAUUUCACCAUUUGGAUUAUCAUCAUUAGAAAAUUCAUCAUCAGAACUUUCCUGGGAGACUGGUUUGAUUUAUGCGAAUGCUCAAAAUUUUGCUCGUACAUUAGGAAAUUCACCAUCAAAUUAUAUGACUCCUACUAUUUUCGCCGAAAAUGUAAAAUCCAUAUUACAAGGACUGCCAAAAGUUGAAAUUAUUGUUAGAGAUAGAGAAUGGGCCGAAGAAAAAAAAAUGGGAUCUUUCUUAUCAGUUGCUAAGGGUUCGGAUGAACCUUUAAGGUUUUUGGAAAUCCAUUAUAAAGGUGGAAAAGAAGAUGAUAAACCUUUGGCUUUGAUAGGAAAAGGCGUUACAUUUGAUUCAGGUGGUAUUUCAUUGAAACCCUCCACAGGCAUGUCCGAAAUGAAGAUAGAUAUGGGUGGUGGUGCAGCAGUAUCAGCUGCAUUAUAUGGCAUAGCAAAACUUGAAUUGCCGAUUAAUGUGGUUGCCGCCAUUCCUUUAUGCGAGAAUUUACCUUCUGGUCAUGCAACAAAACCGGGGGAUGUCGUCAUUGCCAUGAAUGGGAAAUCUAUAGAGGUUGAUAACACAGAUGCUGAAGGACGAUUGAUAUUGGCUGAUGCAUUGUAUUAUAUAAGUUCGACAUUUCAACCUCAUAGUCUCAUUGACUUGGCCACCUUAACCGGGGCGAUAGGAGUAGCUCUUGGUAAUGAUCAUUAUUCUGGAGUUUUUACUAAUUCUAAUAUCUUGUGGAAACAACUUGUAGAUGCAGGAAACAUCGCAAACGAUCCUUUUUGGCGUAUGCCACUUGAUGAUUUUUAUAAAAAGGCCAUGACUAAAUCUGAUGUAGCAGAUUAUAUUAAUUCUGGUGAUAGAUAUGGAGGUGCUUGUACUGCUGCUAUUUUCCUUAAGGAGUUCGUUUAUGGAUUAAGUGAUGAAGGAACUAUUCGAUAUGCCCAUAUUGAUAUGGCAUGUGUUAUGAGUACUAGUGCAGAUUCUCAUUAUAAUGUUAAAGGCGCAACUGGGCGCCCAACUCGUUCUAUAAUUGAAUUUGCUAGAAGACUUGCCAAAGAAACUGCUUUUAAAUAA